This is a messenger RNA of Oryza brachyantha (malo sina), 3163 nucleotides long. Its product is annotated as heat shock 70 kDa protein 15-like. Gene Ontology annotation, molecular function: ATP binding; ATP-dependent protein folding chaperone. Gene Ontology annotation, cellular component: nucleus; cytosol. The transcript has 9 exons. Lineage: Eukaryota; Viridiplantae; Streptophyta; Magnoliopsida; Poales; Poaceae. The record is from RefSeq and is a predicted model, not a curated record. Gene Ontology annotation, biological process: protein folding. Bases 150 to 2777 code for a protein of 875 amino acids.
CCUCCGGCCCCGGCUCGCUCCCCUUGGCAACUUUGGACGAGAGUUCUAGAAGCUUCCAGAGCCUUCGGCGCGACCGAGCGAGCGAGCUCUCCACACCGUAGGAGCUGCUGGAGUAGAUCUGAAUAGGAGGAUUGAAGCAGCGAGAGAAGAUGAGCGUGGUGGGCUUUGAUCUAGGGAAUGAGAGCUGCAUUGUGGCGGUCGCGCGGCAGCGCGGCAUUGACGUGGUCCUCAACGAGGAGUCAAAGCGGGAGACUCCCGCGAUUGUGUGCUUCGGCGACAAGCAGCGUUUCAUUGGGACGGCUGGCGCAGCUUCUUCCACAAUGAACCCAAAGAAUUCUAUCUCUCAGAUCAAGCGGCUCAUUGGGCGGAAGUUCUCCGAUCCUGAACUGCAGAGUGAUCUAGCGGCCUUCCCCUUCCGCGUGUCGGAAGGCCCGGACGGUUUCCCUCUUGUUCAUGCUCGUUACCUUGGCGAAGAGAGGGUCUUCACUCCCACACAGCUAAUGGCGAUGGUUCUUUCAAAUUUGAAGGCCAUCGCAGAGAGCAACCUGAAUGCUGCUGUUGCUGAUUGCUGCAUAGGCAUUCCGGUGUACUUCACAGACCUUCAGCGUAGGGCUGUGCUUGAUGCUGCCACCAUUGCUGGCCUCCGCCCAUUGCGGUUGUUUCAUGAGACCACCUCAACAGCUUUGGCAUAUGGUAUUUACAAGACUGAUCUUCCGGAGAGUGACCAAUUAAAUGUUGCUUUUGUGGAUGUUGGACAUGCCAGCAUGCAGGUUUGCAUUGCUGGUUACAAGAAGGGGCAGCUUAAGGUCUUGUCACAUGCAUAUGACCGGUCCCUUGGUGGGAGGGACUUCGAUGAAGUCCUGUUUAAGUACUUUGCAGCCAAGUUCAAGGAUGAGUACAAGAUAGAUGUUUACCAGAAUGCUCGUGCGUGCACUAGGCUCCGCGUGGCCUGUGAGAAACUCAAGAAGGUUCUGAGUGCUAACCCUGAGGCACCAAUGAACAUUGAGUGCUUGAUGGACGAGAAGGACGUGAGAGGUUUUAUCAAGAGGGAUGAGUUUGAACAAAUCAGUGCACCAAUACUGGAACGUGUUAAGGGGCCACUGGAGAAGGCUUUAGCAGAAGCUGGUCUAACAACAGAGAAUGUCCAUUUUGUUGAAGUUGUUGGGUCGGGUUCUCGUGUCCCGGCGAUAAUUAAGAUACUCACGGAAUUCUUUGGGAAAGAACCAAGGAGGACAAUGAAUGCCAGCGAGUGUGUUGCCAGGGGAUGCGCUCUGGAGUGCGCUAUUCUUAGUCCCACUUUCAAAGUGCGAGAGUUUCAGGUUAACGAUGGCUUCCCUUUCUCAAUUGCAAUGUCCUGGAAACCGGAUUCCCAGAAUGGUGACUACCAGCAGACUGUUGUAUUCCCCAAGGGUAACCCAAUGCCAAGCGUUAAAGCAUUGACCUUCUAUAGGUCCAAUACAUUUACCAUAGAUGUCACAUAUGUUGAUACUGGUGAUUUGCAAAUAUCACCAAAGAUCAGCACUUACACGAUUGGCCCUUUCCAUCCCAGCAAAGGUGACAAAGCAAAAUUGAAAGUGAAAGUCCGCCUUAACAUCCAUGGGGUAGUCUCAGUUGAAUCAGCAACGAUGUUGGAGGAGGAGGAAGUGGAAAUACCAGUAGUGGCUACAACUGAGGCGAAAGAUUCUACCAAGAUGGAGACAGAUGAGGCACCCAACGAGGCUGCUGCUGGAACUGAUGUAAACAUGCAGGAAGCCAAAACCUCUGCAGAUGCUGCUGCCGAGGGUGCUGAAAAUGGCACAACAAAUUCUGAGGAAAAAUCAGUUCCUAUGGAAACUGAUGCCAAGGUCGAGCCAUCAAAGAAGAAAGUAAAGAAAAUUAAUGUUCCAGUUGCUGAGUUGGUUUAUGGUGCCUUGGGAACAAAAGAGUUGGACAAGGCUGUGGAAAAAGAGUUUGAAAUGGCUCUUCAGGACCGGGUGAUGGAAGAGACAAAAGAUAAGAAGAAUGCCGUGGAGUCUUAUGUUUAUGACAUGCGCAACAAGCUUUACGACAAGUACAAUGAUUUUGUGACAUCUGAAGACAAGGAAGCAUUAAUUGCCAAGCUUCAAGAGGUUGAGGAUUGGUUGUAUGAAGAUGGUGAGGAUGAGACCAAGGGAGUGUAUGUUGCUAAGCUUGAAGAACUUAAAAAGGUCCAUCUCUUUAUCCAUCUUCUUUCAUUUAUUGUUUAUUCUACUUACAUCUUGUUAGCUUCUAUAUUGAGAAGUCUUGAUGGUUUUUGGUCGCAGGUGGGGGAUCCCAUUGAGGCAAGGCACAAGGAAUGGAUGGACAGAGGUCCUGCAAUCGACCAACUUGCUUACUGUAUCAACAGUUUCAGAGAGGCUGCCUUGUCCAAAGACCCGAAGUUUGAUCACAUUGACAUAGAGGAGAAACAGAAGGUCAUUAACGAGUGUUCUGAAGCAGAGGUCUGGCUGAGAGAGAAAAAGCAGCAGCAAGAUGCAUUGCCGAAGCAUGCUAAUCCUGUUCUACUUUCAUCUGACAUAAAGAAAAAGGCUGAAACGGUCGACAGGUUUUGUAAGCCGAUAAUGACGAAGCCAAAACCAGCUCCUAAGCCGCAGACACCCCCACAAACGCCUCCGACCGAGACCGGUGGAGCCCAGACACCAGAGCAGCAACCCCAGGGUGCCGAGGCAGCCGCUGAGCCGGGCAGCGAGGGUGGCGCCACUGAAUCCGCCGGUGAGCAAAUGGAGACGGACAAACCGGAGGGAACUGAAGCUGCCUAGACUGAAGCUGGGGAAACGUUUUUCAGUUUCCUCACUAGCUGCUGCUGCUGGGCUUGUCUUCGUUGCCAGUUUCCGAUAGCGAAGUUCAGUAGAGGUUUCCCUAGGGAUGGAUUAAUGAUUCACCAUACUUAUGCGAGGGUCAUCUGCGUGGACGUACGUUUAGGUUUAUCCUAAUGUACCAAUGUGUUGUUAAAAUCGGCUUUCCAUUUUUCUUUUUCUGCCAAGGGGGGUUUCCUUUCAAUUCGAGGUAUAAGGGCACGUUUCAGAUUUGGUGUCCUACCGGGGUGGGUGUUAUAGCGGGGCUUACAAUGGAACUCAAACUUUCAAGUCCAGUGUAUCAACUGAUUCUUGUUGCAUGGAAAUUGCACGCUUCUGAAUUCACCUUA